AUUGCGUUAUUAUUUUAAUCAGACUACUCUAUUUUUCCAUUUCCACUUUAUUGAAAAAGCCGGUAAUCAUUCCCAUCCCCAUGUCUCUCCUUCUCCAGCUAUUAUAGUCUUUCCAUAUUUCUCUCCCCUCUUCCAUCUAUCUAGCUACCUUCCCUAUAUAUAUAUAUAUAUAUACACAUAAAGAGAUUAACUAAUAUAGUCAGCAACUAGAAAUCAAAAUGGGUAGAGCUCCCUGCUGUGACAAAGCCAAUGUCAAGAGAGGACCAUGGUCACCUGAAGAAGAUUCAAAACUCAAGGCCUAUAUUGAGCAACAUGGAACUGGUGGUAAUUGGAUUACCCUUCCCCAGAAAGUAGGUCUCAAGAGAUGUGGGAAGAGUUGUCGGCUUAGAUGGCUGAAUUAUCUCCGGCCAAAUAUCAAGCACGGAGAGUUCACUGAUGAGGAAGACAACAUAAUCUGUACUCUCUACAUGAGUAUCGGUAGUAGGUGGUCAAUUAUUGCUGCACAAUUACCUGGGCGAACGGAUAAUGAUAUCAAGAACUACUGGAACACGAGGUUGAAGAAAAAACUACUACUAUGCAAUAAGCAGCGAAAGGAUCAUCGGCCACGGACCGGAUCAUACAUUAAUCAUAAUAAGCUAGAGAUGAUGAAGGAACACGAAAAUUUCUUUGCUACUCAUCAAACUAUCAAUAAUACAUAUUCUUGGCCUUCACAACAAAUACUCUUCUCUACACUAAUUGCACCACAAAAUCAUGACCUGGCAGAAAGCAGCAGUGCAAACAGCCACAACUUUCAAUAUUCCACUACUGAUCAGGUUUAUUUCUCCCAAGAUCAAUUGUGUCAAAUUAGCUCCACCAAUCAGCUUGCAUCGAUGAAUCUCGUAAAUGGCAAUACUUGUAACUCUUCUGUGAUGAUAAGCAAUGGCUAUUACCCUAGCAACGGGGUCGUUAUCAACAACGGUCUACAAGAGUAUAACAAUUACAAUUCUGUUGGGCUGGAUCAUGACGCGCUCAAUAGUACUCAUUCUCAACAAGUAGAUAAAAGUGUUUUGGAAAUGGUCAAUAGUAGCACUAUUAGUACCACAUCACAAGAUCAAAGUACAAGCUGGGAAGAAUUGAGUCCUCUUGUUAAUUAUCCUCCAUCAGUAUUCGAAACCGUAUCACCUUACUAUGUAUUUGAAGAGCAAAGGUACAUGGGGUUGUUGAAACAGUAAAACAUUAAUUUUAGCCACAUAUAUAUUAUGUAACUUUCCAAGUUUCAGUCGACUUUUCAGUGUGGUGCCUAUUCACUGAAACUUAGGGAUAUGUUUGGUUACUUUCCACUAUCACUUUCAUAUAUCUUGAUUACUACUACUACAGUAUUGAAAAAUUCUUUGUAUUUUCUCGA
Molecule: messenger RNA, 1384 nt
Organism: Solanum tuberosum (potato)
Lineage: Eukaryota; Viridiplantae; Streptophyta; Magnoliopsida; Solanales; Solanaceae
Product: transcription factor RAX3
Exons: 3
Coding region: 219-1211 (330 amino acids)
Source: RefSeq, a predicted model, not a curated record